Molecule: messenger RNA, 2761 nt
Organism: Xylona heveae TC161
Lineage: Eukaryota; Fungi; Ascomycota; Xylonomycetes; Xylonales; Xylonaceae
Exons: 12
Coding region: 320-2389 (689 amino acids)
Biological process (GO): regulation of transcription by RNA polymerase II; DNA-templated transcription
Cellular component (GO): chromatin
Molecular function (GO): RNA polymerase II cis-regulatory region sequence-specific DNA binding; DNA-binding transcription factor activity, RNA polymerase II-specific; zinc ion binding
Source: RefSeq, a predicted model, not a curated record
CUCGAUUGCAGGGUUAGGUGGAAGAGAUAAGGGUUCGUCCAUUCAUGUUGGUUUGCUGCAACCUCGGCCGCAAGGGACAGCAGGUCGCUAUAGACUGUAACGGGUAUAGAAUGUGGGUGGUCAACCCCCCUAACGUUAAUUGAAUCUUAACUGAUAAGCCAACAACCGUCCCCACCAAUGGAGUUAUCUGUUCCUCUGGCUAUCUCCAACAAGCGGCCCUUUUUUGUAGCAAUGGCUUCCAUGCUCCUAAGAAGAAACUCUUCAAUCUCCUGCCAUUAGAUCUUGCAAUUAAUUUGAAGCUUGAAUUUUGUUCUUUCAUAUGCCCAUGGCGGAUUUUGCAAGUCUGUCGGCCCGUCCAUUUCGGUGCACCAAAUGCCAAAAAGCCUUUACUAGACAGGAAAAUUUGAAACGCCACAUUGACUCUCGUCACACUGCAUCAAUUGCACGGAAAUUUGCCUGCUUGCUCUGUGAAGCUCGCUUUUCGAGAAGUGAUCUUUUGAAGAGGCAUAUUCAGAGCUGUCACCCGUCAAGUCAGUCGUCACAAUCAGCUCCGGUUGCACAACCUGCCCCAGAAUUCUCGUCUCUCUCCCUCGAACCUGAAACGUCAAUAUCACUUGAGGAUGCUCCGAUACCAUCCGAAGAUGGUUCACCUCGUGCUUUGAACCUUGUGUCUCGUUCAGCCAUACAAAACUUCUUUGACAAAUUUCUCUGCAACUUUCCGAUCAUCCAUGAGCCUAGCUUUGAGCUAGAAACAUGUCCCACACCGAUGUUGGAAGUCUUGGUCUGUCUCGGCUCCAUGUACAGCUAUGCAAAAAUGGACUGCCCAAGAUCGGAUAUUUACCAGUCGGCAUUGACUGCCAUGUAUAAAUAUGUCGAGCAAGAUAGGUCGAGAUACCAAGAGGGCUGGGUUCUCCAAACAUUUCUGUUACUUGAAUACUAUGGUAUCUACUCAGGCGAAGAUAGUUUCUUCUUGAAGGCGCAAAGAAUACACCGGGAUCUCGUUGAUGCAAUGCACGAGCUUCAGAUGUCGCAUGAUGGCACAUCGAGCUCUCUAUAUGACGAUUACGACGAAACAAGGAAUAAGACAUGUGGUGGCACUUUUGAUGAAAUAGACUCGCUGGAACAAAAGUGGAAAACGUUUAUUCGAUUAGAAUGCCGAAAAAGAUGUAUUUACGCAAUAUAUCUUCUCGACUCAGAGUUUUCAAUCCUCUGCAACCUUCGUCCAAUGGUCUCAGCACUCGAGAUCAAGUAUGAAUUGCCUUGUAGCGAAGAUCUUUGGGGAGCCGCCUCUGCCGAGGAUUGGUCACGUAUUGAGAUGCAACAAUUUUCUUCUUUCAACGACCACGAUGAUCUCUUUUCAGAGGGCGAUACACCACCGCCGCAGGGCGGCUUUUACCUGGCGAUGCAGCAUUUCCUCAAUCCUGAUCGUCGAAGAAAAGGGCCUCUCACACUGCGCUCAUUAUGGUCCAGCCCUUUUGCUGCCCUAAUUCUUGUUAUGCAACUUCAAAUGAUGUCGCGAGAGCUUACUCAUGCCAGUUGUCUGCUGGAACGACCGAAAUUUCAGCAGAGAAAUCUUUCCGUCCUCACAGACAGCCAGUACACACAAAUAUCGCAAGGUCUCAAGAACAUAGCUGAGCUGGUUCCAAAACGAAACACCAAGGCCACGACAAUUGAAGAAUUUCUGGGGCUUUCAACGCGCCCAGACGUUCAUAAUGCCAAAUCAAAUUCACCCAUGUGGCAUACCUUUUGGAUUCUGUGGCAUUAUACGGCGAUUUCGCUUUCCCACCCCGACUCGCUGCUUGUGACUGGGAUUGUGGAGACAAGUUUACCCUGUGCUGUGGCAACGGCUGGGCAUUUGGCUAUGCCGAGAAGGCGAGAGACACGAGACAUUUAUGAAGAUCGUGACGUGUUCCGAAUCCUCGAAAAUCUCGAAUGCAUCAUGGUGAAACUCCGCGGGUGCGACAGUCAUGACCGAGACUUAGCAAAAGACAUGGGCUCAAGAGAAGACCCAUUCACUACCAUUCUCUGCUACAAAAUUUGCUUGGUCGGAUGGCGAUUGGUCCGGCUUACAAUGAGCGAGGCGCACUUGCAAUCGUUGGAUGCGGAUCCCGACAGCCUUGCUCGCAAACCCUCCAUGUUCGUGCUGAAUGCAAUCAUGUCAUGCCUUCAUAGCGUGCAUAGCAACUGGCUGCUCGAUGCGGAUGAGCUGUCGUCGGUAUCACAUCGUCGUCUAGAGCCAAUUGUGGGUUGUGAAAUUGAAUUUCUCGAAUGGUUUUUGGCGACAUUUCUGGUUCGGGAGACAUGGCCAGUAGGAGCAUGGGUCCAGCUGGUGAUGCAAGAGAGUUUAGAAAAGGCAAAAGAGCAUUACGAACAUCUUUGUAAACAGUGAUUUACUGUUGGGAUGAAAUACGAUACGAAUUAUGAUACUGGUUAAGAUGUAUUACUUUGAAGGCGAUCACAACUCUCAAAGGAUUCCCCUGUAUCUAUACAGGCUUUACAAGCAACUCAUUGAAAACGUUAUAAAAGAUAUUUCCCUCAUAUGACAAGAGAAUUAAAUCAUUCUACAUGUUCGCUAAAUAACAAAAUGCCAAAUAUCCCUUUUUUCUUCCCAAUAUAUGCAUCAUCAAAAUUAUUUCUUAAAGGCAAUCUCGUCCAAUACAUACGCUUCUCCAUUCGUCUUGACAUAUUCCGGAAUGGAGCGCACGCGGAGAUAAUACUCGUGGAUGUUGGGAUGCGCCUCGGCGAACUUUUUCGUGAAGAU